AUGGAAUCGGUAAACAAGCCUGACCAACAAAAAAAGAGCCAAAAUAACUCUGCGCAAAAUAAGAAUAAGCGAAAAAAGAAUCAUAAACCUCAAGAAAAUUCCCUAGAUCCUAAAGUGACAGACAUAGGCAAAGAGAAUGAAAGCACAAUUUCUCAGCCUGAUCUGACGGGGAAAAAUAAAUAUCAGUAUUUAUCUCCAGAAGAAGCCAAAGUCACUAAUAUUGGGAAAGGAAUGAAAAAUAUUAUAAAAAACUCUGACCAAAUAUGCUUUAAAUUAAUAGUAAAACCUAUAGAAAACCCAAAAUUUAUCGAGGAAAAUGACCUUGGAGAAGCUUAUUUAGUAAAUUUUAAAAUCCAUUAUAAAACGAAAUUCGGUGAAAGAAUUGGCCUUGUCGGGAAUCAAGAAUUUUUAGGAAAUUGGAAUCCUAUGAAAGCUUGGCAAAUGGAGUGAAACCAAGGAAAUGUCUGGAAUUUAACGAUCCCGAUCAAUAAAAAUAAAAUAGACGAUAUAGAAUAUAAAUACAUCUGUCGUCAGCAAACCUCGAUCAGAUGGGAGGAGGGGACAAAUCACAAAAUAAAUACAAAGCUAAUCAAUUCUGAAUGUAAAAGAGCAGUAUGCAUAGAGAACACAUGGGGUAAUAUAUAA
Molecule: messenger RNA, 645 nt
Organism: Blepharisma stoltei
Lineage: Eukaryota; Ciliophora; Heterotrichea; Heterotrichida; Blepharismidae
Source: the annotation of a GenBank genome assembly